UUGUGCUUUCAGGUCUAUUAUCAUGAAAGUUACACUUGCGGUCACGAACACGACAUAGCGAUACUUGAGCUCGGUGAAAAUGUUCUCGAAUCUGAGGCGACACCCAUUUGUUUGCCGAAGGAGAACGAAGAGAUUUACCAUAACCUCAAGGCAAUAGGAGCAGGCUUAACUGGACGAAAACAUUGCGGAACCCUAACACUAAAAUAUCCCAGGAUCUCAGCGAAUAUUUCAGCCGACGAAAAGUCAAAUCCACCUGACGGACAGCAACUCAUCCAUGUCACAUUCUCAGAAUCAAGAAAUAACGUGAUAAUAGUGAAAACCGCUCCAAGAGGUGAUAGUGGAGGUCCGCUUUUCCAAACCAACGAUGAAAAGAGAAAUGUGCUGAUGGGAGUGAUGUCUGAAGGCACUUCAUGCGAGGAACAUUACGAAAAAUUGAAAAGUAAAUACUCCUUCGACGAUACGUACGAUAAAUUCACUGACGUGCGUCAAUAUUUAUACUGGAUAUGUGAUAAGACAGGUGUCUGCGCUCAAAAUUGA
Molecule: messenger RNA, 537 nt
Organism: Cooperia oncophora
Lineage: Eukaryota; Metazoa; Nematoda; Chromadorea; Rhabditida; Trichostrongylidae
Source: the annotation of a GenBank genome assembly